Molecule: messenger RNA, 1132 nt
Organism: Amaranthus tricolor (Joseph's coat)
Lineage: Eukaryota; Viridiplantae; Streptophyta; Magnoliopsida; Caryophyllales; Amaranthaceae
Exons: 1
Coding region: 111-860 (249 amino acids)
Molecular function (GO): S-adenosylmethionine-dependent methyltransferase activity
Source: RefSeq, a predicted model, not a curated record
UUCUUCCUUCUCACUUUAAUUCAUCAUUUUUCUUAAUCCUUCUCUUUCUGACUUUCUCUCUCUACGCUCCACCAUUGCAAGCCAAGAGAGAGAAAGCUCACCAUGCAAAUAUGAAACUCAACAAUCAAACACCAUCAUCUUCAUCAUCAAAACUAAUCCCCAUUAUUCUCCGUUACUUCACUUUCUCUCUCUUCAUUUUCCUCCCUCUUCUCUUCCUUUUCUAUUUCCGAACAAUCUCAUCUUCCACUACCAUAACCACCACAACUCCGGGUAUCAGAAUCCGACCCGGAUACACAUCAUACGAAUCCUACAUUCAAAAACAACUCAACAAAACUCUUAACCCAAAACUCCGCCAUAUUUGGACUACUAGAGAUUGGGAUCGUAAGAUCAGAGUAUUUUCCAUCUUUUUUACACAGUUGAAAAGUUCUUCGUUGUUAUCUAACUCUUCAAAAGCGCUCUGUAUUGGUGCUCGGGUCGGGCAAGAAGUCGAGGCUCUUCGUCGGGUCGGAGUAUCCGACUCAAUCGGUAUCGAUCUUGUACCAUGUCCGCCAUUAGUAAUCCAUGGAGAUUUUCAUCAUCAACCAUUUCCAGAUGAUUCGUUCGAUUUUGAAUUCUCCAAUGUUUUUGAUCACGCGCUUUACCCGGAAAAAUAUGUUGGGGAAAUCGAACGGACGUUAAAACCCGGUGGGGUUUGUGUUCUACACGUGGCGCUUUCUUCACGGUCAGAUAAGUAUUCUGCAAAUGAUUUGAGUGGGGUGGAUCCGUUAGUGAAACUGUUUAAAAGAUCCGAGUUGGUUCGGGUUAAGAAGGUUGAUGGAUUCGGGUUGGAUACUGAGGUUAUUUUUCGGAAAAAAGAGUAAUUUAUAAGUAGGUAUUUAUUUUAAGUAUAUUUUCGUAUUUAGUUCAAUGAAAGUAUUUUUUGACGGAAUAUUUAGUAAGAUUAUUAUUAUUAUUAUUAUUAUAAGGAGAAACUAAUACAACGGUCAUUGAUGAGUUUUUGAUUGUUUCUAAAUAUGCCUUUCGCUUUGUUUAUUAUAUUAUUAUUAUUCUUUGUUUGUACGUUAGCCAAAAAAAUUUGGGUAGUUGAGUCUUUUGUUUCUUACUUUAAGAAUAAUUCGUAAUAUAAUGAUGG